This is a messenger RNA of Orycteropus afer afer, 4271 nucleotides long. It is a transcript of the gene ATF7IP, whose product is annotated as activating transcription factor 7 interacting protein. Gene Ontology annotation, cellular component: nucleus; transcription regulator complex. The record is from RefSeq and is a predicted model, not a curated record. Gene Ontology annotation, biological process: regulation of DNA-templated transcription. Lineage: Eukaryota; Metazoa; Chordata; Mammalia; Tubulidentata; Orycteropodidae. Gene Ontology annotation, molecular function: transcription coregulator activity; protein binding.
AUGGACAGUAUAGAAGAACCUCAGAAAAAAGUCUUCAAGGCUCGAAAAACAAUGAGAGUGAGUGAUCGGCAACAACUUGAAGUAGUCUACAAGGUCAAAGAAGAAUUGUUGAAGACUGACGUCAAGCUGUUAAAUGGCAACCAUGAAAAUGGAGAUUUGGAUCCAACCUCACCUUUGGAAAAUAUGGAUUAUAUUAAAGACAAGGAAGAGGUUAAUGGGAUCGAAGAACUUUGUUUUGACCCUGAAGAAAGUAAAGCAGAAUGGAAAGAAACACCUUGUGUCCUAAAUGUUAAUGUUAAAAACAAGCAGAAUGAUGAUUUAAAUAGUGAACCUUUAUUUUCUAAUACUGUAACUGCUGAAGCAGCCUGUCAGCUGACUUCUGAACCACCUUCUGGUGUUCUGGCCUCUGGUGAUCAGGGCUCUGGAGAUUCAGCCUCUGGAGUACUGGCCUUUGGUGAUCCUGCCUCUAGUGAUUCUGCUUCUGGUGAGCGAACUUCUGAUGACCCAGUCUGUGGUGAUCCAGUCUGUGGUGAUCUAGUUUCUGGUGAGCCUGCCUCUGGUGAACCCACUUCUGGUGAACCCUCUUCUGGUGAACCUGCCUCUGAUGAAUCCAUCUCUGCUGAACCCGCUUCUGGUGAACUCACCUCUGAUAAACUCGUCUCUAGUGAACUUGCAUCUGAUGAACCCCACUUUGAUGAAGCUGCUUCUGGUGAUCUGGCCUCUGGUGAUGUGGUCUCUGGUGCUCUGGCCUCUGGUGAUUUGCCCUCUGGUGCUCUGGCCUCUGGAACACCAGCCACUGUUGAACCAACCUCGGAUGAACCAGCCUCUGACGAACUGACCUCUGAUGAACGGACCUCUGGAACACUGGCCUCUGAUGAUCAGUCUGAUCGUGAACCAACUUCUGUACCAGUUUGUGAAGCAGUUCCUGAAACAACAGAGCCUAGUAGCAAUAAAGGUGAUGAUUUUCUUGAAAAAAAUAGGGAUGAUGAGAACUUAGACCAAAUUCAGAGUACAGAUUCAUUUGAUGAGAAAAACAAAGGUGCUACAGAUGCUAAUGAAGAAACUCUAGAAACAGAUGAAACCAUUAUUUGUUCAGAUCUGCUUCCUGAAAAUGAAAAGAAGGUAGAGGAAGAUGGUAUCCCAGAGCUUGUUCUUAGAGAAGAAGCUAUAUCUAGUAGUAUGGAAAUUGAUCAAGGUGAGAAAAAUGAAGAUGAAAAUUCUUCAGACCUUGCAGAAACCAUUAGUGAAAAUGUUAUAGAAGAUGAUAAAAAUGCAAAUAUGUUAGAAAACACUGAUUCCAUGGAGACAGAUGAAAUUAUUCCUAUUUUGGAAAAGCUUGCACCUGCUGAAGAUGAACUUCCUUGCUUCUCUAAAACUUCCCUCCUUCCAAUUGAUGAGACAAAUCCAGAUUUGGAAGAGAAAAUGGAAGGUUCUUUUGGUUCACCAUCUAAACAAGAAAGUAGCGAGAGUUUACCAAAAGAAGCCUUUUUGGUCCUCUCUGAUGAAGAGGAUAUUUCAGGUGAAAAGGAUGAGUCUGAAGUUACAUCACAGAAUGAGACAUGCUCUCCAGCAGAAAUCGAAAGUAAUGAAAAGGACAGCAAACCUCAGGAAGAUGAACACAUAAUACAUGAAGAAGAUGAAAGACCUUCUGAGAAAAAUGAAUUUUCCAGAAGAAAACGUUCUAAAUCAGAGGACAUGGACAAUGUACAGUCCAAACGCCGUCGGUACAUGGAAGAAGAAUAUGAGGCAGAAUUUCAAGUAAAGAUUACAGCCAAAGGAGACAUUAACCAGAAACUACAAAAGGUUGUACAGUGGUUGCUGGAAGAAAAAUUGUGUACGCUACAGUGUGCUGUGUUUGAUAAGACUCUGGCAGAAUUGAAAACACGAGUGGAAAAGAUUGAAUGUAACAAAAGACAUAAAACAGUUCUUACUGAACUACAGGCCAAGAUAGCCAGGUUAACAAAACGAUUUGGAGCAGCCAAAGAAGAUCUUAAGAAAAGACAAGAAAAUCCACCAAAUCCACCUGUAUCACCAGGAAAGCCUGCAAAUGAUAUCAGCAGUAAUAAUAAUAUAACCUACAGAAAUGCAAGCACAGUGAGGCAGAUGCUGGAGUCCAAAAGAAAUGUAAGCGAGAGUGCACCAUCAUCCUUUCAGACCCCUAUGAAUGCAGUAUCUUCAACCAAUCUUAUCACUCCUCCAACAGUUGUCAACAGCCAGCCUAAAUUGCAGACUCCAGCAACUUCAGGUUCUCUGACAGCAACAUCAGUUCUUCCUGCACCCAACACAGCUACAGUAGUUGCCACUACUCAGGUGCCCAGUGGAAAUCCCCAGCCUACAAUCUCUUUACAACCUUUGCCAGUGAUUUUGCAUGUACCUGUUGCUGUAUCCUCCCAGCCUCAGCUCCUACAGAGUCAUCCAGGGACUUUGGUGACCAAUCCGCCUUCUGGCAGCGUUGAAUUUAUUUCUGUGCAAAGCCCACCUACAGUGAGUGGUCUCACCAAAAAUCCAGUAUCUUUGCCAUCCCUGCCAAACCCCACUAAACCAAACAACGUUUCUUCUGUGCCCAGUCCUAGUAUUCAAAGGAACUCUCCGGCUGGUGCUACACCAUUAGGAACAACACUUGCUGUACAGGCUGUUCCAACAGCACACUCUAUUGUACAAGCCACAAGGACUUCUUUACCCACAGUAGGACCAUCAGGACUCUAUAAUCCAUCCAAUAAUCGAGGUCCUAUACAGAUGAAAAUUCCAAUUUCUGCUUUUAGUACUUCAUCUCCUGCAGAACAGAGCAACACUACCACCCCAAGAAUUGAAAACCAGACAAACAAAACAUCAGAUACUUCUGUUAAUAAGAAAGCAGCUGAUAGUACAUCACAGACUGGGAAAGCCACAGCCAGUGAUUCGGGUGGUGUCAUUGAUCUCACAAUGGAUGAUGAAGAGAGUGGAAGUUCACAAGACCCUAAAAAACUACAUCACACUCCUGUGUCAACCAUUGGUUCUUCUCAGCCUGUGACUCGACCAUUGCAACCCAUACAACCAGCACCUCCUGUUCAGCCCUCUGGGGUGCCAACAAGUGGACCAUCUCAGACAACAAUACACUUACUACCUACAGCUCCCACCACCGUGAAUGUAACACAACAUCCAGUUACUCAGGUUACCACAAGGCUCCCUGUACCGAGAGCUCCUGCAAACCACCAAGUUGUUUAUACAACUCUCCCAGCACCGCCAGCUCAAGCUCCCCUUCGAGGAACUGUUAUGCAGGCUCCUGCUGUUCGGCAGGUCAAUCCUCAAAAUAGUGUCACAGUUCGAGUGCCUCAAACAACUACAUAUGUUGUAAACAAUGGACUAACACUGGGAUCAGCGGGACCUCAGCUCACAGUACAUCACCGACCACCACAAGUGCAUACUGAGCCUCCACGCCCUGUGCAUCCAGCACCCUUACCAGAAGCACCACAACCACAGCGUCUGCCCCCAGAAGCUGCCAGCACAUCUCUGCCUCAGAAGCCACACUUGAAGUUAGCACGAGUUCAGAGUCAAAAUGGCAUUGUACUAUCAUGGAGUGUCCUGGAGGUGGAUCGAAGCUGUGCCGCUGUUGAUAGCUACCAUCUCUAUGCUUAUCAUGAGGAACCCAGUGCCACUGUGCCCUCACAGUGGAAAAAGAUUGGGGAAGUAAAGGCACUUCCUUUGCCCAUGGCAUGCACUCUGACCCAGUUUGUAUCUGGGAGCAAGUACUAUUUUGCAGUGCGAGCCAAGGAUAUUUAUGGACGAUUUGGACCUUUCUGUGAUCCUCAGUCAACAGAUGUGAUCUCUUCUUCCCAGAGCAGUUAAACCUUAGAGCCUUUAUCUCUGUUACUCUUUCAAAAGUUCCACUUUUUGGUCUUGUUUUUAAUCUUGUGCAUGAUACCCAUUGUAAAGUCAGCAUUUGGCGGAAUUUCUUGGACAGAUGUGUCUAUACACUACAUUUGGUUAUUACCUAAAGUAAAAUAAACUCAGCCUAGAAAGCAAGAAUCUAUUUUCCUGGACAAUUCAAGCUUCAAGGUUUUAAAAUUUAAAUGUGCACCUUACUUUUAGUUUUGAGGCUGGGGAAUAUUUGUGAGUGUUUGUGUGUUUUUUUCCUUUUUUACAUGUUCCACUUUCAUUCUCAAAUUUACCUCUUUUCCAGUGAAAUAGAUCAAAGGAUUUGAGGUAUAUAACUGGCAUGAUAUGAUUCUGCUUCUAAGGGAUCUGUAAGAUCACAGUUAAUGAUUUAAACUGAAUCUAAACAAAACCCAAAG